GGUGUGUGCUUCAAAGAUAAUAAAUCGUAUUGAUCACUGUGAUUUUUUACAAUAUCCCAAAAAAUAUAACAUGUACGUUAGAACUAAUAUAUUUGUGAGAAAUGAACAGUGCAAGGAAUCAUGAAAAACAGUGAUGUGAACAGAACUCCAGUGAUGCAUCAAACCAAACAAUGUGGACGGUAUGUCUGCUGUUCACAGGAAUCUUCCUUAUCUGCUUCGGCAGCUGCGUCUUCAUUUUCUUCGAAUCCAUUUACGAUCUUCUCUUAAACUACGGCUUAAGAUUUGAGCCGAACUCUGAGGCAUACCAGGGAUGGGCGAGGAGUCCGCCAGUUGAGACUAACAUUUAUUUAUUCAACUGGACCAAUCCUGAAGAUAUUAAGAAUCAUUCGGUGAAGCCGGAGUUUGAGGAACUUGGACCUUAUAGGUUCUAUGAGAUUAAGGGGAAGAGUAAUAUUUCCAUGUUUGAUGAUUAUGUAAAUUACAAGACGUAUACGUCUUCGUUCUUUGACGAGAAGAAGGAGGGUAGAAAUUUAAGUGAUGUGAUAAACUCCAUUAAUACUGUUGCUGUGAGUAUAGGAUACCAAGCCAGAUUCCAAGGUUACUGGACUAAAAAAAUGAUCUCGCUCGGAAUCAGUUCUAGAAGUGCUCAGCUCUACGUUACCAAAACAGCUCGUGAAUUGCUCUUCGACGGUUACGAUGAUCCUAUAUUAGGAAUCAUCUCCAAAAUACCGUUUGUUGACGCACCUGAAAAAGGAGGAUUAUUUUAUGGGAGAAACGGCACCAUAGGCUUGGACGGUACAUACUCAGUGCACUACAAAAACGACGAACAUUUCGGGGAAGUACUGCUCUGGGAUGGAAAAAAAGAAACUAAUUUUUUUAGUGGUGAAUGUAAUGCUGUAAAGGGAUCAGGGGGAGAGUUCUUUCCACUUAACCGAAAAAGGGACCAAAUAGUUAUGUUCUCGUCAGAUCUUUGUAAAUCUCUGGUGCUAGAAUACGUUGAAGAUGUUACCAUUAAGGGAGUGCAUGGAUAUAAAUACUCAGCCGAAUAUGGUUUUGAUAAUGGAACCGUCCAUCCAGAGAACGCGUGUUUCUGCAACGGUGAAUGCAUCCCGACAGGAGUGUUUAACAUAUCCAGCUGCCGGCAAGGUUCACCGAGCUUUCUGUCGUUCCCGCAUUUCUACAACGCUGAUCUCGUUUACCAGAACGCCGUGAAGGGGAUGAAGCCCAAUAAAACCCUGCAUGAAUUUUACAUGAUUCUUGAGCCGAAAUCAGGCGUUGUGAUGGAAGUACAAGCUGGAAUGCAAUUGAAUAUGCUUAUACAGCGUGUUUCUAGUAUAAGCUUGUACGACAAACUACCCAAAAUCUUCAUGCCUGUCUUCCACAUCACGCACAAAGUGGAAAUGACGGACGAGAUAGCCUCUGGUUUAAGAAUGCUGCAAAGUCUUCCCGAAUAUUGUAACUACUUCUUCUACACAACUCUAAUGCUGGGAUGUUCCUGCAUUUUUUUUGCUCUCUUCUCCUUAUUUUGUUGUAAGAAAGAAAAAGUAGAAAUUAAAUAUGAUAAUGAACCAGUGAAAACCAGUUUGUACGAACAAGUUCCCAUGAGUGAGAAAAAGGCUGAUAUUGUAUGGACAUAGGUUUUGUUAUUACUUAGUUUAUUAUAUUUUUUUAUUAAACAG
This is a messenger RNA of Diabrotica balteata, 1679 nucleotides long. The record is from the annotation of a GenBank genome assembly. NCBI's taxonomy places the organism in Eukaryota, Metazoa, Arthropoda, Insecta, Coleoptera, Chrysomelidae.